Molecule: messenger RNA, 1344 nt
Organism: Diospyros lotus (date-plum)
Lineage: Eukaryota; Viridiplantae; Streptophyta; Magnoliopsida; Ericales; Ebenaceae
Product: ankyrin repeat-containing protein ITN1-like
Exons: 3
Coding region: 1-1344 (447 amino acids)
Source: RefSeq, a predicted model, not a curated record
AUGAAAAACGAUUUCGGCGACACGGCGCUUACUCUAGCUGCCGCUACAGGGUUGAGUGCGGUCAUCCAUUUGUUAGUUGAGAAGCACGAAGACUUGCCGGAUAUCAUGAAUGGUAGAAGACAGCUGGCGGUCGUUGUGGCUGCUCUCUAUGGGCACGAGGAAACAGUUAGCUAUCUUUAUGACGUCACUUUGGUUGAAAGCCUUCUUUAUGUAAGCAAGGGAGAUCAAAAUUCGAAACCAGUUGGCGAUGCUGCUGCAGAUUACGAAGGACAUUAUAGCGAGCAUAAUGGGUUUAUGCUUUUCAAAGCAUGCAUCACAGCUGAAAUCUACGUGCAAUGGGGUUUUGUUAAAAAGUACAGGAGUGAUCAUGGACUAGCUGGUAAAUUGUUGCGCCGAAUAAUCAAGGAAUUAUCAAGGUCAAAUCUGUAUGAUAUUAACAGCAUACUGGUGAAUCCAACAUUUACAGCUGUUUUACAAGAGAAUGUGGAAUUUCUUAAAAUAGUUAUUGAAGAAUGCCCUGAUGUAAUUUGGUUGGAGUUCAAAGAAUUACCCAUUUUUGGUCAUGCGAUCUCAAAGGGGCUUGAGAAAAUCUAUACUUUUGUUUGUAAAAGGACUGAAAUAAGCCUUUUAGCAAACAUGAUUCCCGAUCGGAAGGGUAACACCCUCCUUCAUCAAGCUGCAAUGUUGUCACCAUCCCCUCAACUUAGCCAAUUUCUUGGUCCAGCUCUACAAAUGCAGAGAGAGCUACAGCGAUUUAAGGAAGUGGAAAAGCUGACACCAAUGUGCAGAAAAUUAAUGAACAAACGGAACCAGACUCCAACAGAUUUAUUCAAUGAUGAACACAAGGACCUCAAGGAAGAAGCGCGAGUCUGGUUGAAGGAGAUAGCACAAUCUUGUUCAGUAGUGGCGACGUUAAUUGUGACCAUCAUGUUUACUGCAGCAUUUACUGUGCCAGGUGGCGAAAACGACGAUACAGGCCUUCCUAGGAAAUUGGGAUCAAAAUACUUCACCAUUUACAUAAUUUCAGAUGCACUCUCAUUGCUCUUCUCUUGUACUUCGGCUAUGAUAUUCCUAGGAAUUCAUACGUCGCUCUUCAGAGAAGACGAUUUCCGGAUCAAGUUGCCCCUCGCCUUGAUGUUUGGCCUUCUCACUCUUUUCCUAUCAAUUGCAACAAUGAUGAUCGCUUUUGGUAUUGCCCUUUUCAUAAUGUUGCGGGAGCAUUUUAUGUGGAUCUCCAUACCCAUGCUUACGUUAGGAAGUAUUCCAGUUAGCAUUUAUGCUAUACUCCACGUUCGAAUAUUCAUUCACGUCUUCCGUUCGACAUUUCGAAGCUACGUAAAGUGA